UAAAAAAAUAAAAAAUACACGAUUAAAAGAGGCUGAUGUGGAUUUGUAAUGUCAAAGCAAACAAAAUCCAAACUAAGAAGUAACAAUUAAAACACGCCAUAUUCCCACAAAUUACAAGUAUCUCUCUUCCAACCUACUCAUUUUUGCCUCCCUUUUCUUCUUUAGAGUUUAGCUCUACUCAUUGUUCCCCAAGCACGCCAUAUUCCCAUAAACAAAGGCCUUACCUGAUAUAAAAAACAAAGGAUGGGAAACGCCCUCAGAUUUUUGCACAAGCAUUGCUACCAGCCUACCACCACUGAGUCGCAGUCGCUUGAGCCCCAAAGUGCAUCCACCCAAAAUGUCGGAGUUUCGGCCCUAGCUCAUGAUAUCCUCCAGUUUGAGGUCACAUCCCAGGUACCUGAAGGGCUCACUAAGCAUGUUGUAUCCUCCAAGAAAGCUCAAUCUAACUGGUAUAAGAAGCUUCUACAGGCAUGGAAGGAAGCCAAACCCCCACCAAAAACCCCGGAGGAAACAUCAAGGUUUGUCAUUGCAACGUUGAAACGGCACCAAAAGGCAGAUGUCGAGGGUUUACUUGCCUUCUACGCCCUGCCUCUACCACAUGAGCUCGUCGAACCCUCCAAGUACGAGCUCCACACUUUGCCCGUGGAUGUAAAGGCAGUAGCGGAUGGCGAUACCAUAACCGUGUAUGUAAGUACUACAGAUCCUCGAGAGUCAUGUUCAGUUCCUAAAGAAGUGCACGUUGCAGCAAUUGAAAGGUCAAAAGCACGUGCUGAGAAAAAUUAUCCCAAGGCUGAUGCACUCCAUAAGAAGAUAACUGAUCAAAAUUACAGGGUUCUUAAUAUUGAUAAUGAGGAAAUUCUAGCCAAAAAGUAUCGGAUUCGAUUAAGGGGAAUAGAUGCACCUGAGAGUGCAAUGCCAUACGGGAAGCAGGCGAAAGAGGAGCUAGCUAACCUUGUUGAAGGGAAAAGCCUACGGGUUCUUGUCUAUGAAGAAGACCGCUAUGGUCGUUAUGUAGGGGAUGUGUACUGCAAUGGCAUAUUUGCACAGGUACUUCACACUUCCUCACCAAUAUAUUCCACGGCAAAUCUUAUAACACUUUUCACAGAAAAUUAUAUCCAUGUUCUUCGUUUCUCCCAGCAUGCAUUUCUUGGUUCCCCAUUUAUAGCAAUUCUAUUAAGACUAGUGUAUUACCUUCCCAAGCAUUGUGACUAUUGUUUCAUUUCAAUGGUCAUUGACAUGAAAACUUCUAUACUAAUUUACAGUAUAAAGCAUUACCAUUCCCACCAUUCAUGGCCUCUUACCAAACGGGCUAUUGUAACAGGAAAUGAUGCUGAAGAAAGGAUUUGCAUGGCACUACACAGCCUAUGACCACCGUCCAGAAUUAGCUAAUGUAAGUAAAUCAUCAUAAAGUUAAUUAUUAAGCAAAUAUCGACAAAAUUCAACUACUCAGAACAUUCAUAAUGAAUAAUGAUCAUCAACAACAGUGGGAAAAAGAGGCACGGGCUAAGCGAGUUGGGCUAUGGGCUUCAAAUAAUGCAGAAGAGCCAUGGGAAUGGAGAAAAAACCGACGUGAAGGAAGAUAGAAAACUGCUUGUGCAGAUAAGAACAAAAAUGGAAUUCCUCAACUUUGAAGGAAGCAGCGUAAAUGAAGACAAAAAAAGUAGUCAGAGAAGCCAAAUGUUGUACAACAUGCAACACUCAUUGAAUACUCACCGUUGUUCUAUUUUACUUGUACCAUUAUGACUUUUUACACUUUUCACAUACAUCACUUCAACCCUAUUUUUUUACUAAAAAUGUUGUUGAACUCAUCUAAUAUAUACAUUUAAAAUAUUCUUUAAUUCUAA
Beta vulgaris subsp. vulgaris (sugar beet) is the source of this 1844-nucleotide messenger RNA. RefSeq names its product staphylococcal-like nuclease CAN2. The record is from RefSeq and is a predicted model, not a curated record. The transcript is spliced from 7 exons. Gene Ontology annotation, molecular function: nucleic acid binding; nuclease activity. Gene Ontology annotation, cellular component: cytoplasm. NCBI's taxonomy places the organism in Eukaryota, Viridiplantae, Streptophyta, Magnoliopsida, Caryophyllales, Amaranthaceae. The coding region runs from base 244 to 1368 and encodes 374 amino acids.